CUGCUGCCCGCAGCAUUCUCUCGGUAUGGAAUGAUUGAUAAUGAAUGUAUAUCCUUGCAGCAUGCCUUUCAGGGUAAAAAAGGGUAACCUGAUUUGGUCUACGUUGAGGAACAAGACACUCUUAUCAUUACCAUGUCUUUCUAGGAGGGAUCUUAUUUCGCUCUCACUCAUACCCGAAUACCCGGGCCGAGUGCAGGCCGUGAAACGCCCAAACAACGGCUUAGUAGACAUAUUGGAUGAUUCAAAGAGCAAGGAAGAAAUUGAUAUUCCCAUGAUUGGUAAUCGUAUAUGGCAACAGAUUUCCCGGAGAACCCCCCUCCCCAUCGACCCACGGUAGGCUAUUAACAAUAGGCUAUUGCUAUUGAGGGAGUCUCCC
Aspergillus alliaceus is the source of this 376-nucleotide messenger RNA. RefSeq lists its product as uncharacterized. Bases 41 to 337 code for a protein of 98 amino acids. Lineage: Eukaryota; Fungi; Ascomycota; Eurotiomycetes; Eurotiales; Aspergillaceae. The transcript has a single exon. The record is from RefSeq and is a predicted model, not a curated record.